Stegodyphus dumicola is the source of this 795-nucleotide messenger RNA. RefSeq lists its product as uncharacterized. The record is from RefSeq and is a predicted model, not a curated record. Lineage: Eukaryota; Metazoa; Arthropoda; Arachnida; Araneae; Eresidae.
AUGUAUGUGGACAACUGCAUUACGAGUGUAGACUCAGUUGAAGAACUAGAGUCCUUCCAACGAGAUGCUAAAGAACUGUUAGCUAUGGGAAAGUUUGAUCUGCGUGGAUGGCUUAACAGUGAAGAGUCUGGUCAAAAUUUUGAAAGAAAAAAUGAGCAUCAAAAAGCAGAUCUAACUGAAGCGCAGGUACUGGGGCUUGCGUGGAAUUUAGAAGAGGAUUCCCUGUCUGUCACAUACAGAGAAACAGAGACAAAAGGAGAAUUCAUUACAAAGAGAAAAAUACUUUCGUUAGCACAUCGAAUUUUCCACCCAAUCGGAGUGACUUGUCCUAUUACUUUAAUUUCCAAAUUACUGUUGCAGGAAUGCUGGAAAAUAGGAGCUUCGUGGGACUCUAAAUUCCCUUUAGACAUAGGAAAUAAAUUUGAAAGUUCGAGAAACCAGCUGGUGGAUCUAGAAAACAUCAUAAUCUCUCGAAAGCUCUUGAGUCUUGAACUCAAGAAUGCCAACCUAUCGUUACACAUUUUUUGUGAUGCAUCUAAAUUGGCCUAUGCUACUUGUGUCUUUCUUCGAACCGAAAAGGGUGGUGAAGUAACCUGCCAAUUGAUUCAAGCGAGAUCGAAAGUCGCACUUUUAAAGGGAACCUCAAUUCCAAGGUUAGAGUUAUUGGCUUGCACAAUUGGCGUAAGGUUGGUUACGUCAAUAAAGAAAGAUUUGAACAUGGAAGAUGCAUCAUCAGUUUUUUGGACAGACUCGAUGGAUGUUCUUUACUGGAUAAAAAAGGAAGGCCAUGGGUGA